Messenger RNA from Sciurus carolinensis (gray squirrel), 4127 nucleotides. It is a transcript of the gene Lrrn2, whose product is annotated as leucine rich repeat neuronal 2. The record is from RefSeq and is a predicted model, not a curated record. Gene Ontology annotation, molecular function: protein binding. The transcript has 2 exons. Lineage: Eukaryota; Metazoa; Chordata; Mammalia; Rodentia; Sciuridae. The coding region runs from base 792 to 2927 and encodes 711 amino acids.
GGGCUUCAGCUUCAGCACCGGCCCCACCCAGCUCCUUCCUCUGGGGUGCGUGCGUGUUAGGCUGAGGGGGCCUCCGGCCACUCAGGAGUUAAAAUGGCAGCGGGACUGGAGGGGGUUGGCGUGGUAUGCAGACUGGGAGGAGGCGACCGGAGUGGGCUGGGGAGGUUGGGAGAGCGGCGGAGAAGCGAGUGAGGAAGGCGAGCGAGAAGCGGGAGGAGGGGCGCGGAGGGGCUCCAGGCGCCGGAGGGCCUGCUCCGUGCACUUGCAGACGCGCGGCGCGCACCGGGAGCGCCCGGCCCUCGCCUGCCAGCCUCCGGCCAAGACGCGGGGAGCGGGUGAGGACCGAUUGUGAUUCUGCCAUCGUCCGCACCGGCUCGGCCCCACAACCACUCCCAGGAUAAGUCCACGUUGGGGAAGGCGCCUACCCAGCCUCCCCCGCCUGUGCGGCGGCGCGCGCGGCGGGAGGGCGCGGAGCUGCGUCCCCCAGCCCAGCCCCGGCCGGCCGAAGGCGAUCGGAGCGCCGCGCCACGGGCGGCGGACGGCGGACGGCGCCCGCGGGGCUGCCCCAGACGGGCCAUGGCGAUGAGGGAGCAGGCCCAGCCCCGGCGCACAGGAACGAGAAGCCACACCCAGGAGGGCACAGAGUGAUGCCCACCCAUGGCCACAUAGAAUGACUGUCCAGGGACGGCGGUUCCCCAGGCCCUGGCUGGGCUGCUGACCCUCAACCUGCCAAACACGAAGAGCAAGACUGGACUCUACUUGUGGAUGGUCCCCUGCCCCCCAGCCCCAUCAUGAGGCUCCUCGUGGCCCCCAUCCUGCUAGCUUGUGUGGCUGGUGCCACUGCUGCCGUGCCCGUGGUGCCCUGGCAUGUGCCCUGCCCGCCUCAGUGUGCCUGCCAGAUCCGGCCCUGGUAUACGCCUCGCUCAUCCUACCGAGAGGCCACCACGGUGGACUGCAAUGACCUAUUCCUGACAGCGGUUCCCCCGGCGCUCCCUGCGGGGACACAGACCCUGCUGCUGCAGAGCAACAGCAUCGUCCGUGUGGACCAGAGUGAGCUCGCCUACCUGGCCAACCUCACGGAGCUGGACCUGUCCCAGAACAGCUUCUCAGACGCACGUGACUGUGACUUCCGGGCCCUGCCCCAGCUGCUGAGCCUGCACCUGGAGGAGAACCAGCUGGCCCGGCUGGAGGACCACAGCUUCGCAGGGCUGGCCGGCCUGCAGGAGCUCUAUCUCAACCACAACCAGCUCUACCGCAUCGCACCCCGGGCCUUCGCGGGGCUCGGCAACCUGCUGCGGCUGCACCUGAACUCCAACCUGCUCAGGGCCAUCGACAGCCGCUGGUUCGAGAUGCUGCCCAACUUGGAGAUCCUCAUGAUUGGUGGCAACAAGGUGGACGCCAUCCUGGACAUGAACUUCCGGCCCCUGGCCAACCUGCGCAGCCUGGUUCUGGCGGGCAUGAGCCUGCGGGAGAUCUCUGACUACGCCCUGGAGGGGCUGCAAAGCCUGGAGAGCCUCUCCUUCUACGACAACCAGCUGGCCCGCGUGCCCAGGCGGGCCCUGGAGCAGGUGCCUGGGCUCAAGUUCCUAGACUUGAAUAAGAACCCGCUGCAGCGGGUGGGGCCGGGGGACUUUGCUAACAUGCUGCAUCUCAAGGAGCUGGGGCUGAACAACAUGGAGGAGCUGGUCUCCAUUGACAAGUUCGCCCUGGUCAACCUCCCCGAGCUGACCAAGCUGGACAUCACCAACAACCCGCGUCUGUCCUUCAUCCACCCCCGCGCCUUCCACCACCUGCCCCAGAUGGAGACCCUCAUGCUCAACAACAACGCUCUCAGUGCCUUGCACCAUCAGACCGUGGAGUCCCUGCCCAACCUGCAGGAGGUGGGGCUCCACGGCAACCCCAUCCGCUGUGACUGUGUCAUCCGCUGGGCUAAUGCCACAGGCACCCGGGUCCGCUUCAUUGAGCCACAGUCCACCCUGUGUGCUGAGCCACCAGACCUCCAGCGCCGCCCUGUCCGUGAGGUGCCCUUCCGGGAAAUGACGAACCACUGCCUGCCCCUCAUCUCCCCCCGCAGCUUCCCCCCCAGCCUCCAGGUGGCCAGUGGAGGGACCAUGGUACUGCACUGCCGGGCACUGGCUGAACCAGAACCUGAGAUCUACUGGGUCACUCCAACUGGGGUUCGACUGACACCUGCCCAUGCAGGCAGGAGAUACCGAGUGUACCCCGAAGGGACCCUGGAGCUGCGGAGAGUGACAGUGGAAGAGGCAGGGCUGUACACCUGUGUGGCCCAGAACCUGGUGGGGGCUGACACUAAGACGGUCAGCGUGGUGGUUGGCCAUGCUUCCCAGCCAGGCAGGAAUGAGGGACGGGGACUGGAGCUCCGGGUGCAGGAGACCCACCCCUAUCACAUUCUGCUCUCUUGGGUUCCUCCACCCAACACAGUUUCCACCAACCUCACCUGGUCCAUUGCCUCCUCUCUCCGGGGCCAGGGGGCCACUUCUCUGGCCCGCCUACCCCGGGGCACCCACAGCUACAACAUCACCCGCCUCCUGCAGGCCACAGAGUACUGGGCCUGCCUGCAAGUGGCCUUUGCUGAUGCCCACACCCAGUUGGCUUGUGUAUGGGCCAGGACUAAAGAGGCCACUCCUUGCCACAGAGCCCUUGGGGACCGGCCUGGGCUCAUAGCCAUCCUGGCUCUUGCUGUCCUCCUGCUGGCAGCUGGGCUCAUGGCCCACCUUGGCACAGGCCAGCCCAGACAGGGGGUGGGUGGGCGGCCUCUCUUUCCAGUCUGGGCAUUCUGGGGCUGGAGCGCCCCGUCCAUCCGGGUGGUGUCUGCACCCCUUGUCCUGCCUUGGAAUCCAGGGAGGAAGCUGUCCUGGUCCUCAGAAGGGGAGACACUGUCACCACCAUUGUCUCAGAAUUCCUGAAGCUCGGCCAGUUCUCAGCAGUAAAGAAAUAACUAGGACUACUUUUUAUCAAAAGGGAAGCAAUCUGGGCCAGAUGCCCUGCCAGGAAAGUGGCAUGGACCCACGUGCUUGAGGCCUGGCAGCUGGACCUGGACACAGAGGCCCUGUGGCUCCCAGGGGGUUUCCUGAGGCCUCCAAAAUGUUACUCUUACCUUCUGGGGUCCUCUGCUGCACUAUGAGGAACAUUUCCAAGGAACAGGAAGGACUCUAGCUAGAGCCUCCCACCUCCCGUCUAUCUACAUGCCCAGAGGCUGUUGGGCCUCUGCUCGGUUGUCCCCUGCCUGUGUCCCCAGGCCGUGGGCCACAGGAUGCACCCUUCCUCUUCUCUUUCUUUGUACAGUCUCAGUUGCUUGCUCAUUCCCCUCCUGGGCAAGGGCUGAGGGAGGCCUCUCCUUCCCAUCUCGGGGGACCACCCCAAAGUGGGAGUGACCCCAGCUGGGCCUGCAGGAUGUCUGGGGAGAGGGAUGCCCAGGAACGCAUCUUGGCAGCCUGAGCUCUCCGGCGCUGACUUUCUAUAGGCAAUUUUGUACCUUUGUGGAGAAAUGUGUCACCUGCCCCAACUCAAUUCACUCUUUUCUCCUGUUUUGUAAAAAAUAAAAAUAAACAAUAAAAUAACAACGACGAUAAGGGGGAAGGGAACAGAAUGAAAAGGAAAGAAUCCUUUGCCUUCUGAGCGUGAGGGAAGAGCUCUCUGCCCUGGGAUUCUUCAGAGCCUGACAGCCGGGGGUAGGGGGGGCGCAGUUUUUCCAUUUAAGUUUGAAUUCUGGCCUCUGGGUCUGCCCAACCCCAGAGAGCCUCUAUAGUUAUAAGCAGGAGAGGGGACAAAGAGCAAAAGAGGCUGAUGAUGUCCAGCAAGGAAGAGAAGGAGGAAGAUCACACUGCAGGCUAGGAGAGGGGUGGAAGAGAAAAAUGGAGAUGCAUAAAGAUGCAGAGAGAGAGCGGAAAUUUCCAUCACCAAACACGGUCCCCGCGUCUCCUUCUCUGAUAAGCAAUUAACAUGCCAGUGCAUAGGAAGCACUUCCCCUGCCUAUUUCUAAUUAAACAAACCCAAGAGGCAGAGUCAUGCAGAGAAUUGCAAAUCAUCAAGACAGCAAGAACUUUGGCUCACUGGGGCAGGAGGGGGAGUGGGGUGAUAGAGGAUUUGAGGAGGGGAAGACUGUG